This is a messenger RNA of Liolophura sinensis, 2535 nucleotides long. RefSeq names its product ankyrin repeat and SOCS box protein 13-like. Gene Ontology annotation, biological process: positive regulation of protein catabolic process; protein ubiquitination. Bases 377 to 1174 code for a protein of 265 amino acids. The transcript has 7 exons. The record is from RefSeq and is a predicted model, not a curated record. Gene Ontology annotation, molecular function: protein binding. NCBI's taxonomy places the organism in Eukaryota, Metazoa, Mollusca, Polyplacophora, Chitonida, Chitonidae.
AAAUUAGUAUAUAUGUCAACAUCAAAAUGCCGUCUGUGAUGCAGACGACAAAUGCAGCAAAGUGAUUUGCAAUAGUAACCUUUGUUUCCAUUGACAGAAUGGAUGUCGGUGUGAAUUAUUGUGAGACAGGUGUACCCCCUCAGUAAUAUAAGCAAUAAUUGUGAUAACAUCUUUUGGAUCCUCUGUCAAAGCACACCGAAACGAAAGAUGAUGGAAGUGCUGGCAUCUUCUCAAUCUGGAGAGAUCACGCCGAAAGACCAUGGCGCGUUUUUCAUAUGACCACAACGGAGUGCUUGUAAUGUGUCUCCUUGUUGCAAGACUGAUUCCAUCCCUCUUUUAUCUAGUGCUGCUUCACUGAGACGACUUAGCGAAGACAAUGACUGCAGAGUUUCCUCUUCACAGAGCUGCAGCAGGAGGAUGUGAUGAAGUGAUUAAAUACUUGAUUGGUAAAGGAUAUGAUGUUAACAUGCCAAAUUUUGAUCUGAUGAGACCACUUCAUGAGGCUUGUCUAAACGGUCACGUAUCAAGUGUAAUGUUGCUGAUAUCUUCUGGGGCAGAGGUAAAUGUGAGGAAUAUUGAUGGCUCAACUCCCCUGUGUGAUGCUAGCUGCCAUGGCAAUGUUGACAUUGUCAAAUUAUUGUUGGACAAUGGAGCAGACGUUAAUCCAGUUAUCUCAACUGUUACACCUCCUCUUCAUGAAGCCAUCCUAAGAGGUCACCAUGAUUGUGCACAGAUGUUAAUCGAUGCUGGUUCUGAGGUCGAUGUCAGUGAUAACCACUUUGGAACACCUCUACAUAUAGCAGCAUAUAAGGGCUGUAGGAUAUGUGCAGAAAUUUUGAUUGGCGCUGGAGCCAAUGUGAAUGUGACAAAACACCAUCAUAGCCCUCUUCAUGAUGUAGCCCGUCAUAAUGAUGUGGCUUUCUUGUCCCUGAUGCUGGAAGCAGGAGCUAACCAAAAGUAUAAGAACAACAGGGGUUUUACAGCCAAGGACCUCCUUCCGCUUAACUCACCAGCACGCAUAUUUAUGGAUUGCUGGGAAGUUUAUCCAAGGUCCUUGAUGUACUGGUGUCGUUGUGCUAUUCGCAAAGCCAUAGGAAUGAAGAGGUUGCAGUGUGUUGAAGACCUUCAGCUACCAAGGACUUUGAAAGCACAGCUUAGGAUGCGGUUUGGAUGAUCAUUCCUUUGUAUCAGUUGCUGUUUGCACUGAUACCCAGGGAUAUGAGUGACUGAUAUAACAGUUUAUUUUGUGUCUCAGUGUGAAAUUACAAAAGAUGUGAUUGUCUUCUUCAUGGAACAUUUAGCAUUCCUCAGUGGACUGACAUGAAACUCAAGGGGUAUGAUCUGAUGUACAGUAGUGUAUCUGUGGUUGAAACUACAGUUUAAUGAUGUGAUAAGCAAUAAUACUUGUAUACUAUAGAGGUAGAAUAGAAGGCGACACAACUUGGGCUGAGUGGUCAAUGUACUUUUCUGACACAGCAAGGUUGUAGUAUUGAGCACAAAGUAGUCAGUGCGCAGAGUACAUAGGCUUAAUUUCAUCUAACAGCUCUGUUUAAAGAUGUAUGGCUCCCCCUACUAGUACUAAGGGAGACUACCUUUGUCGUUCAUGAUAAGUUUCUGCUUCAUGGCAGUGAGUUGAAAUGUGGUGCGUGACUGCAUACAAAUCAAGCCAUUUUUGCCAUUAUGGUGAAUUUUGGAUAUAGAAUUGAAACUUGGUACAUAGCUUCAUAACAUGUGAUGAGUAUCAGAUCAGGUUCAAGUUUUGAGCUGUUUUGGACUAAGCUGACAGUUUUCAAAAACAGUUGGUACAGGUAGUUAGAGUGUGUGACCAUAUGAGUGAUCUCCUCUUACCAGAAAAUGUAUCCUUUAGCUGGAUAAAUAUUGUUGUCUUAUAUAUGUUUAAUCUUCUGAUACUGUAAAGGUCCUAUCGAUGUGAUUAAAACACCCUAUUGAUUCACAGAUAUGACUUUUUUACAUCUUUGUUGUGCGCAGUUAUUAAAUUUUUAAAGAGUGGAUGACGGAGUCCUCAUAGAGACAAAUCGCGCUAUGCCAGUACUCGUGUUGUGCCUCCUUCUAUUCUACCUAUAGAAUCUAUAGUAUAUAUCAAGGUUGGUCAAAGAAAAGUAACAGGUGUGUUUCGAGCUAUAAAGUCAACUGCUUAUAGAUGGAAAAGAAGAGACGUGUAGUACUUGUGUGAUAGUAAAUGAGAGUUGAAUGAUUCAGGGAUGUGGUUUAAACAUCUCUUAGCAGGUAUGGCUUAGAUUGUUGAAUAGAUGUAAUGUGUUCUCAUUUAUAUGUAUUAUAUCUUUACCUCUUCUUUGUUGAACAAAAAAAAAAUAGGCUUUUGCUGGAUGCAUUGGUCUUCUGUGUUAUAUGAAUUGGCCCCGAAAUGGGUGAUUUUUGUUUGAAUGGGCAAAUAAAGGUCAUCACAGAAUACAUAUGGUGCUGAAAAUGGCCUUUUUCCCAGUAAGAUAUCAUCCUAGCUUCCCAAAAACCCUCAAAUCACCUUUCUGAGAUUAACAGAACUCUCUGAUUUCG